Caenorhabditis briggsae is the source of this 771-nucleotide messenger RNA. Gene Ontology annotation, biological process: innate immune response. The transcript has 2 exons. Gene Ontology annotation, cellular component: membrane raft. The coding region runs from base 1 to 771 and encodes 256 amino acids. Lineage: Eukaryota; Metazoa; Nematoda; Chromadorea; Rhabditida; Rhabditidae. The record is from RefSeq and is a predicted model, not a curated record.
AUGGACUUUUUUGAGGCCGAGCUUUCUGCUCCAUAUCCGUUGGCUGCUCCAAGAAUCUACAUCAGUAUGACUAAAAAACCGUACAUCUACAAACAAGAUCUACUCUGUCAAAUGCAAUUAGUGAUAAUGAAUAAGGACAUGAGACGUAAUCACGACAACGUUGCGUUAAUGUCUUGUAUCGGGAUUUACAUGCGGACCAAAGAGGAGAUGAUGGAAGGAAAAUGCGAGUUCGCGCCAUUCGAAAAUCUCAAAAUCGAUCAGUUUGAAAAGGAUGUCACCAAACGAUUCAAAUACGCCAGUCAACACAACAGAAAGUUCAAAUUGAAACAAAAGACAUUCGAGAGCGUUUUUGAGAAAAUCAAAGAGCUCAUGCCACUAAACAAGCAUGAUCCGGAAUAUAAAUCACUUCGAAAGACCCUCAUGAGAUUUCACAAAAUUGCGCCAGUGGAGGAGAAUCUACAAUUCUACGAUUACACGGUCAACAUGCUUUACGAGAUCACUGACGAGUUUGAAAAGUUCAUCGAAGCCAAUAAGCCAUGGUUCGUUCCAAACGUUGAGAGCCCUGCCUAUGUUCGCGUUCUCAAAGAGGCCAAAGGAAGUUUUGUUUUGGGAUUUGAGCUUUUGAAUGAAAUGCAACGUUGUGGAAUGGAUACUAUUGAUCUUGAGGAGAGGCUCAAGGAUAAGGAUCCAUUGUUUUGUAUGGAAGUUCGAGAUGUGCUUCCGAUCACUUUGAGGAAGCCUGUUGAGGUGAGAACCUUGUGGACGAUAUAA